Messenger RNA from Girardinichthys multiradiatus, 1209 nucleotides. RefSeq names its product HAUS augmin like complex subunit 2 (gene haus2). The transcript is spliced from 7 exons. The record is from RefSeq and is a predicted model, not a curated record. Gene Ontology annotation, biological process: centrosome cycle; microtubule nucleation; spindle assembly. Gene Ontology annotation, cellular component: HAUS complex; mitotic spindle microtubule; centrosome. The coding region runs from base 254 to 919 and encodes 221 amino acids. Lineage: Eukaryota; Metazoa; Chordata; Actinopteri; Cyprinodontiformes; Goodeidae.
AAAAUCUCAAGCUUUGAUGCACUACCGCAAACACACUGAUUUGUUUGAAAGGAUGAGGGUAUACCACUUGGUGGCGGUAAUGCACCAAUCUGUAGUUUGCCUUUCGCAAUUAACAACACAAAGAAUAAGCAGAAGAAGAAAACUAAGAGUUGGCGGAAAAGUGUCCAGAUUUGAAGUCAGAGCUGCUCCCCGGGGCAGGGGUAACUAGAGAGGAGCAGAUCUGUGGCAGAGAAGUUGGCCGGACGGUAGCCUGAUGAACGACUGGAAGAUGCAUCAGUGGGAUUUGUCUCCGUUUUCCGUGACUCCGGCUGCGAGCUUGCUGUCCAGAUGUGUCUCUGUCGGAGCUGCAUCCCAGGAGGAAAUUGACUCUGCCUUCUCUGACCCAAACCCCGUCUUCUCAUCGCACCUGCAUGAGGCUGAAGAGCAAAUCAGAAAACAGAAGCAGCUGGAUGAGGUGCAGCUCCAGUUAGAGCUGUUGAAGGUGGAGGAACAAAGUGCUGACGUCACCCAUGGCUUCCACCUCAGUCACAAGAAUGAGAAGCUGCAGCUGCUUGGUAAUCACCUCCUGGGAAUCCUGAGGGAAUACAAGGUUCUGAGACAGAGACUGAUGAGGCCGCUGGUUCGCACCAGCCUGCCUGUUGUGGUUCACAUGCACGCGUUUGUGGUGGACUCCAUCAAGCUGAUGAUGGACUUCAUAGAGUGUCUGGAGGAGAAGCUGAGAUCCAGCCACAAUCAGACCACCGCCACCGACUGUCUCACCCUGCUGGAUAGAUCGCUCGCCCUCAUGCAGACUCUGGCAACAGAAUCAGAGACUUUGUUUCGCAGGAUUCAGCAGUGGAGGUCCAUCAGCAGCAGCCGCCCAGGAGCAUCAGAGGAACAGCAUCGUUCUUUUCCCACAUCUGGGCUGUCAGCUUCCUGAGAAAUCUUUAGUUUUCCUCUGAUCAGAAUCCCCAACCUGCAUGAGUACAGCUACCAAUACGGCUUCUGUAAUUCCAGUAGCCAGUGAACAUCUCACCUUCACGUCUCUGAGAUCACAGCUGUUUCUAUGAAACCAUCUUUGAGAGGUUUUUAUCAACUGGACCCAAAUUCAUGUAGCUAUCACCUGCUGGACCUCACUAACAGCGUUAUGCUCUUUCACAUAAUAUUGUAACCUCAACUGUAUAUUGUUAUGUUAUUUUACAGAUUUGAAUAAAACUUGGUUGAAUUUUA